Messenger RNA from Nycticebus coucang (slow loris), 3435 nucleotides. Its product is annotated as tumor necrosis factor receptor superfamily member 10A-like. The coding region runs from base 720 to 1940 and encodes 406 amino acids. The record is from RefSeq and is a predicted model, not a curated record. Gene Ontology annotation, molecular function: TRAIL binding. Lineage: Eukaryota; Metazoa; Chordata; Mammalia; Primates; Lorisidae. Gene Ontology annotation, biological process: TRAIL-activated apoptotic signaling pathway; positive regulation of apoptotic process. Gene Ontology annotation, cellular component: cell surface; plasma membrane. The transcript is spliced from 10 exons.
GGCAGAUCCUGAGAGUGGGGAGACGUCUGAGUCAGGAGGGGAGGGUUUAAAGACCAGAGGGACCCCGCCUACAAUCUCGACUCUGAACUUGGGUUGACCACAGAGUGAGAUUCUGGGAGGAGUCUCCUCCCUCCUCCCCUCACGCCACCCUAACCCUACACUCUCCUCCGCGAUUUUCAUCAGGGCACUCCGGAGACGCACGCGCCGCGGCUUGGAAGGCGGCUCCGGAUGAGUUCCUGUCUCCGCCUCCGACGGAGAGUAAUUACCUGCUUUCAUAACUCAGAUGUGAUAAUUUCUAUUCCUCGGCUCGGCUCCAGAGCACUCGCGUGACCCGACAGCUCGUGGAAGGUUAGAAACGAAGGUCCCUCCGGCCGGAUCCGAGGACAGUUGCAGACAGUACUUUUUUUUUUUGCGCCCGGAGAUUGAGUGCUCUUGGGUCACAGCUCACAGCUCACAGCAACCUCAAACUCCUGGGCUCAGGGGAUCCUCUUGUAUCAGCUUCCGGAGUAGCUGGGACUACAGGUGUCCACCACGACGCCGGGGUAUUUUAGAGACGGGGGUCGCGUCCUUGCUCAGGCUGGUCUCCAACUCCCGAGCCCCAGCGAUCCCCAGCCCCAGCCUCGGCCCCCAGGGUGCUGGGAUUACAGACGAGAGCCACGGCGCCCGGCCGCGGACGGUUCUGGAUUCGCGUUGCAGUUUGACCCGCGGGGCCGAGCGCCAUGGGACUGGCCCGGGCAAAGCCGGCCCCGGGGCGCGAGCGCGUGCUGAGAGCUCGGUCAGGAUUCUGGAUGCUCAACCCCUUACUGGUCACCUUCGUCUUCGGUGUCUGGCUGUCGGUCCCAGCUGACUCUGCCUCCAUCAUCCAGAAUGAGGUUCCCCAGCACAGACCUGCCCCCCAGCGAUGGAGGUCAAGGCCCGUGGAGGGUUUAUGUCCACCAGGAACCCAUCUCUCAGAAGACGGUACAGAUUGUCUGCCCUGCAGAUACGGAGUAGACUAUACUACUCACUGGAAUGAGCUCUUUUCCUGCAUACUCUGCACGGCUUGUAGUGCAGAUAAAGUAGAGCGAAGUCCCUGCAACACCAUCAGAAACACAGAAUGUCAAUGCAAAGGGGGUACUUUCUGGGCAGAAGAAUCACCGGAGGUCUGCCGACCGUGUACCCCUAGGUGCCCUGCUGGGACGGUCAUGAAAACUAACUGUACCCCCUGGAGUGACAUUGAGUGUGUCCAUAAAGAAUCAGGCAAUGGGGUCCUCAUGAUUUGGAUUGGAGUUACACUCAUCAUCGUGGCAGUAGUGGCUAUAGCAAUAAUGUGUUGCUGGAUAUGCAUCCACUUAGGUCGUGACUGGGACACCAAGUCUGUGCGCAAGGUCUGUUGCUGGAGAGUCGCACAAGGGCGUGGGACAGAGGACAGCACGGACAACCAGAUCCUGACCAUCAGAGACUCUCAGUCCACCCUGGACUUUGAGCAGGAGGAAAUGAAAAUCCAGGAGCUGGCAGAGCUGAGAGAUGUUACCCCAACUUCCCCACAGGAGGAAGAGUGUCUUCUGGGGCAGGCAGAAGCUGAUGGGUCGCAGAGGAGGAGGUUGCUGGUUCCAGCGAAUGGCGCCGACCCCAUUGACACUCUGAAGCCAUUCUUCAACAGCUUCUCAGACACCGUGCCCUGUAACUCUUGGAACCAACUCAUGAGGCAGAUGGGUCUGACGGAAAAUGAUAUCCAUCUGGCGAAAAUCUCAGCCUCAAGCCCAGAUGAUGUCUUGAAUGAAAUGCUGGUGAGAUGGAUCAACAGAAAAGGACGGGAGGCCUCAGUGAACUCCCUGCUGGAGGCCUUGGAAACGCUGGGAGACAGGCUUUCGAAGCAGACCAUCGAAGACCGUCUGGUGGGCUCUGGGAAGUUCAUCUUUCUAGACAGUGGGACAGACUCUGGUGUGCCAUCAGAGUGAAAGAUUCUCUGUAAGAAGUCAGAACUUUCCUAGUGCACCUUUUUUUCUGGAACAAAGGACAAUUCUGGUUGAAUUGAUUAGAUUUCCUACCAGCUCUAGGAAAUCACCAAAAAUCUCACAUGAGUGGUACUUGAAGAAAUUCUGCCAUGCAAUAUCAUCCAGUGCAUGGAACGUGCUAGAACUUUUCCAGUGGUGUAAAUACUUGUAGAAAAACAUAAAACUGGGGCAGUGCCUGUGGCUCAGUCGGAAAGGCGCCGGCCCCAUAUACCAAGGGUGACGGGUUCAAACCCGGCCCCGGCCAAACUGCAACCAAAAAAUAGCUGGGCAUUGUGGUGGGCGCCUGUAGUCCCAGCUACUCGGGAGGCUGAGGCAAGAGAAUCGCUUAAGCCCAGGAGUUGGAGGUUGCUGUGAGCCGUGUGAGGCCACGGCACUCUACCGAGGGCCAUAAAGUGAGACUCUGUCUCUACAAAAAAAAAAUAAAUAAAUAAAUAAAACUUAUAAAACAUUUCUGUUUAUGAGUGGCGCCUGUGGCUCAGUGAGUAGGGCGCCGGCCCCAUAUGCCGAGGGUGGUGGGUUCAAACACAGCCCCGGCCAAACUGCAACAAAAAAAUUGCCGGGUGUUGUGGCGGGCACCUAUAGUCCCAGCUACUUGGGAGGCUGAGGCAAGAGAAUCGCUUAAGCCCAGGAGCUGGAGGUUGCUGUGAGCUGUGUGAUGCCACGGCACUCUACCGAGGGCCAUAAAGUGAGACUCUGUCUCUACAAAAAAAAAAAAAAAAAAUUUCUGUUUAUAUGUUUUUGUAGCAAAAUGUAUUUAUAUCAUUGUGUAUAAGGUUUGUAUUUUUGUUUUUUUAGUUUUUUUUUUUGGCCGGGAUAGGUUUGAACCUGCCGCCUCCAGCAUAUGGGACCGGCGCCCUACUCCUUGAGCCACAGGUGCUGCCCAGGUUUGUAUUUUUAUUUUAGAUUGAUAAAGAGUACAAAUGAUUAGGUUACAUUACUUGCACUUUUUUUUUUUUUUUUAGAGACUUUGUCGCCCUCGGUAGAGUGCUGUGCCGUCACAGCUCAUAGCAACUUCCAGCUCUUGGGCUUAGGUGAUUCUCUUGCCACAGCCUCCCGAAUAGCUGGGACUAUAGGUGCCUGCCACAACGCCCGGCUAUUUUUUUUGUUGUUGCACUUUGGCUGCGGCAGGUUCAAACCUGCCACCCUUAGUAUAUGGGGCUGGCAUCCUACUCACUGAGCCACAGGAGCCACCCACUUGCAUUUUUUUUAAAAAAUGGGGUUUUUCUCCUCAAUGAAUCCCCAACAAUAAAAAAAAAAAAAUGGGGUUUUUCUCUUGCUUAAGCUGGUCUCAAGUUCAAGGGAUCCACCUACCCUGUUCUCCCAGAGUGAUAGGAUUACAGGUAUGAGCCACUGUACCCAGCCUGUACUUCUUCUUUUGAUAAAUAUGUUCCUAUAAUAACAAUAUAUAAUUAUAAUAAAUUAUAUUUAUUCUUUCCUU